AUGUUGCCCGCGGCCAGGCCGGCGCUGCGGGUAACGACGCAAUACGAUGAUGACAGCACUCCGAAUCAGCUGCGACUGGAGGAUCUGGAGCGCGAGCAGGAAGCUCAUGCGACGCAACUGGAUUUGAACCGCCCGCCCACACUGCCCACACACUACGAAUGGCGGCCGAGUGCCGCGCCCAGUGUGCCACCCAGCUAUGUGCAGGAUGCGGCGCGGCUGGAGCGUGUGCGGCAACUGCAGUUGCAGCACCAACAGCUGAGUGGCGGCUAUCAGUUACAGCUGUCGGACGCGUAUUUGUUGUUAUCGCCGUUUGGCGCUACAAGUGGCAUCACACGACCCGCGCCCACACCGCCCACCUCCACUACGCUGCUGAAGCCCAUUGUGCCCUAUGAGGUUACUGGCGCCCAUUACCUGGGCAACAAUGGACUGGAAGAGCAUCCUACAGCACCUUCGGCAGCACCGCCACCCUCUGUGGCGCCACCGCGCCAACUGUUUGUGCAGUCCAAACAGUUCGCCUAUGCGCCACCACACCAACGCAAUUAUGCGUCCGGUCCGCGCAUCCCACUGCCCUACCCGCCAUCUUUUAUUAGCAUCACCACCCGCAGACCCAACGCACAUGCGUCUAUUUAUGCUAAGCCGUUCCGCCCCUCACAGCCGGAUCCCACGCCGGAUUUGUUUGCUGAACGUGCGUCGAAGUCGCUGCUCGACUCCUACAUACCCAGUUGGGAGGUGGUGCGUCUUCUACAGCAGCACAGACUGGCCCGCAUCCCAGGUGUUCCAGGAGGCACCCAACAGCACACGCUCGCCUACCCGCUACGUCUCUUCAAACGCGACUCCCUGCAGCCACGACACAUCGUAAAGAAAUCACUAGCAGGGGCACAGUAA
Molecule: messenger RNA, 885 nt
Organism: Scaptodrosophila lebanonensis
Lineage: Eukaryota; Metazoa; Arthropoda; Insecta; Diptera; Drosophilidae
Exons: 3
Coding region: 1-885 (294 amino acids)
Source: RefSeq, a predicted model, not a curated record